Pseudonaja textilis is the source of this 1736-nucleotide messenger RNA. RefSeq names its product SH2 domain containing 5 (gene SH2D5). Gene Ontology annotation, cellular component: postsynaptic density. Lineage: Eukaryota; Metazoa; Chordata; Lepidosauria; Squamata; Elapidae. The record is from RefSeq and is a predicted model, not a curated record.
GACUGUCCGCGGCGCCGCUCCGUCCUGCUACGCUUCUGCCUGCAGGGCCUGAAGAUGCUGGGACGCGACGGCGAGGCGCCGCUCAUGGCCCACGCCCUCAAGCGCCUCGCCUACAGCACCUGCCGGCCCGCCGACCGCCAGUUCGCCUUCCUGGCCCGCAACCCGCGGGGCGCCCGCGGCAGCUUCUUCUGCCACCUCUUCGUGGGCAGCCAGCCCGGCGAGGUCCAGGCGUUGCACUACCUCCUCUGCCGCUUCUUCCAGCUGGGGUACCUUCUCCUGCACCCCGAAGAACAGGACUGGUCCUCCUCCGGGGGCUCUGCCCAGCGCGAUUCCGGGGAGCUCCUGGGCGCCUCUCUGGACAGCCAGGUGGUCUGGGAGUCCCUCAACCCGGAGGAGGUCUCCCAGAACGUCAACGCUCUGGUUUCCUUCCGGAGGCUGCCCUGCCCCGCCGAAUUUGGGACCUCGGUCAGCGUGAGAGAGAGGCUGGACCUGGAGGAAAGCAGUAGUAGCAGCGUGGGCAGUGCCCGUCCUGGAAACCCAUACUGCUCCCCAAUUUUGGUGCGGAAGAAGGCCAUUCGCAGCAAGAUUCUCCGUUCCGGGGCCUACCGGGGUUGUACCUUUGAGGCGGGUUCUCAGCAGGGCGCCUGGGAAGGAUUUUCUUCCAGUUGCGAUGGCAAAGGGAGCCUCCUUCACCUGCCAGAAAACGAGAACGAUCUGAGGGAGAGCGUGUGGUCCUUCGCGGGCAUGAACAGAGAUGCCAGCCUGGCCCUGCUGAGGAACGACAUGCUGGGGGCUUUUCUUCUGUGGGCUGAGUCAGGAUCCAACCAUCAGUGGUGCCUGGCCGUGAAGACCCGCUGCGGUGUCGUUCCAUAUCAAAUUUACCGCAGCCAGCUGGGAAAGUACUCAGUUGAGCAUUUGAAUAUAGAAUUCCCCAGUAUGGAAGCCUUGUUAGACAAUUACUCCGAGGUUCGUGCAGGCCUGUUCUGCUCCUUGGGCGCAGGAAGAAUCAACCAUUGUUAUGAGGAGCAAGACGGCCUGGCCGAGGAUCUCUGGGGAGAAGAGCGAACUCGCCGGAAGUCUUCGUGGCUGUUUGGGGCCAGUCGGUCUCUGGCUGUGCAGCACGAGGGGGAGGGAUACUCCGCCGGGUCCUUCUCUUAGUAUUCCUGCCAUCCGAAGAGGACAGAGACCCUGGCUGGCCCUUUCUGCUCACUCCAUGGUUCUUUUGUUGUGGCUCUUUUCCGGUUGUGCGCAGAGAGUGCCCUUCCUCUCGUCGUGUCGUAAUUCGGGGUUUCUUCCUGCCCUGUCAGCCCUGCUGGAGUCAGAGGGCUGACAUCACAAGUUGGCUGGGGCCCCACACCCCAUCUAGGGGAGUGCCAAGGGGGUUCUUGAGCUGACAGCACAUUGACAGAUCGGUUUGGGAGUCACCUUGGCUGGCCAGGAUGCCAUACCGAGCCCGUCUGCUCUUUGAUCUGGCCAGCUUUCUCCGGUUUGUGCAUGGGGGAAACAAAUGCCUUUGAGCAGGAGUCUGUAUUUCUGACCAGCCCUGCAGUGUGGUCUGUUGAGCGAUGCACCCAUGCCUUUAUUUAUAGGAAGCUGAAUGUAUAGUCUGUAUGUGAGUAAUUUAUUGGAAACAAGUGUAUUGUUUUCUCUGGGCUGCUGUGUACAGUGGUGAAGAUGUAUUGCUUAUAUUUAACAGAUGCAAAACCGUUUGUACAGAGAUGUCCUGCAAACUUAAA